AUGCCUCGCAAUGGCGCUCUCCAGGUCGCUGCGAAGCGUACCGCAUUUGGAGACGUCAGUAACACGGCAAAGAAUCUCGGCGCACUUCCCACCGACCUCGCAGGCAAGGGCAAGGCUAAGGCUGUUGAUCCCAGCUACAACAAGGAGAAUGCAGUCAAUGGCAAGGACGGAUUCGCUCGACCUGCCCAGCGGUCCGCUGCGCUGAACAACAAGGCUGUUCCCGCUAUAGCGGAGUGGAAGCAACCCAAACUCUCGGUCCGCAAUGAUGCGCAGCCCAAGCAGGUCGCGAAAAGGGCUUCGGUAGCCCACUUCGACGCCAGGCCCGCCAAGAGCAAGUACGUCGCUCAAGAUCCAAUCCUCGCCACGACCGAGUCUUCCAGCCGUCAGCCUCGUCACCACAAGUCCCAGCCUCAGCUUAAGAAGGAGCCUACUGCGCACGUCCUGAGGCGCACCCAGAGCAAGCUGUCUUCCACUGCACAACAAGCCACGGCUGUGGAGUCGUAUAAGCCAAUGGACGACGUGACCGAAGCUGCCUAUGAGGACGCUGUUGAACACAUCGGUGAUGAAAAGUACCACGGCCCAUACCACCGCCGUUCGGUCGAAUUGGCGGACGACGUCCGCCCGCUUGAGGUUGACUUCCAGGACGACAACGUCCCUGUCGACUCGGCCACGAAUUCCCUUCCCGAGUCGGCCGGCGCUCCCGUCCUGUCGGAGCCAGAGGAGUACUGGGACGAGGAGGAGGAGGAGGAGGAACUGUACGACGAUCAGGGAUACACAACUGCCCAUUCUUACCGGUCUCGGGGUGACCUUACUACUGGCGGUGCCACUACAGUACUUGCCCCCAAGGUCACCGAUAAGGUGCAACAAGAGCUGGACACGGCCCGGGCCAUUGUCGACAGUACCCGUACUCAAGAGGAGGUUGACGACGAGGUCUGGGAUGUCUGCAUGGUUGCAGAGUAUGGCGAUGAAAUCUUUGAGUACAUGAGGGAGCUCGAGAUGAAGAUGUUACCCGACCCCCACUACAUGGAUCACCAAGCCGAGAUCCAGUGGUCCAUGCGCUCAGUCCUGAUGGAUUGGCUUGUCCAAGUUCACCACCGUUUCAGCCUCUUGCCCGAGACGCUGUUCCUUACCGUCAACUACAUUGACCGCUUCCUGUCAUACAAGGUCGUCUCCAUCGGAAAGCUUCAACUUGUCGGUGCUACUGCUCUGCUUGUUGCUUCCAAGUACGAGGAGAUUAACUGCCCGUCGCUGCAAGAAAUUGUCUUCAUGGUGGACAACGGCUACAAGGUUGACGAGAUUUUGAAGGCUGAGCGAUUCAUGCUUAGCAUGUUAAGCUUUGAGCUUGGCUUUCCCGGUCCGAUGAGCUUCCUCCGAAGGGUCAGUAAGGCGGACGACUACGACCUUGAGACGCGUACACUGGCGAAGUAUUUCCUUGAGGUUACCAUCAUGGAUGAGCGUUUCGUCGCCAGCCCGCCCAGCUUCCUCGCUGCGGCGGCGCAUUGCUUAUCCCGCUUGAUUCUGAACAAGGGUGACUGGACUCCUGCCCAUGUCCAUUACUCUGGAUACACAUGGGGCCAGCUCAAGAACCUGGUCUCCAUGAUUUUGGAGUGCUGCCAUUCACCGCACAAGCACCACCUUGCAGUUUUCGAAAAGUACUCGGACAAGAGGUACAAGCGCGCGGCCGAGUACGUCCAGACGGAGCUCAAGAAGGGCUUUACUCUGCCAUACCGCCACUCCAUCGGCCGUGCCUCAGCCUUUGACUUUGGCGAUUUUGAUGGCAACGCUGCCUACGCCAAGGUGCCUGUCGAGCUCCAAGGCUAG
Colletotrichum karsti is the source of this 1821-nucleotide messenger RNA. RefSeq names its product g2 mitotic-specific cyclin cdc13. Gene Ontology annotation, biological process: regulation of cyclin-dependent protein serine/threonine kinase activity; mitotic cell cycle phase transition. Gene Ontology annotation, molecular function: cyclin-dependent protein serine/threonine kinase regulator activity. The coding region runs from base 1 to 1821 and encodes 606 amino acids. NCBI's taxonomy places the organism in Eukaryota, Fungi, Ascomycota, Sordariomycetes, Glomerellales, Glomerellaceae. The record is from RefSeq and is a predicted model, not a curated record. The transcript has 3 exons. Gene Ontology annotation, cellular component: cytoplasm; centrosome; cyclin-dependent protein kinase holoenzyme complex.